Messenger RNA from Sclerotinia sclerotiorum 1980 UF-70, 132 nucleotides. RefSeq lists its product with no specific name. The coding region runs from base 1 to 132 and encodes 43 amino acids. The record is from RefSeq and is a predicted model, not a curated record. The transcript has 2 exons. NCBI's taxonomy places the organism in Eukaryota, Fungi, Ascomycota, Leotiomycetes, Helotiales, Sclerotiniaceae.
AUGAUAUUGAAAGGGGAUCCAGUCAAUUUCAAGAAAAUCAAUUUAGAUGAGAGGAAUCUCGUUUGUAGCAGCAAAGGUGGUGGGUGUAGCAGACCCCUUUUGGAAAACCAUCUAAUCGUUGGGAUUUUUUGA